Aspergillus pseudoviridinutans is the source of this 1365-nucleotide messenger RNA. RefSeq names its product amine oxidase. Gene Ontology annotation, biological process: amine metabolic process. Gene Ontology annotation, molecular function: quinone binding; copper ion binding; primary methylamine oxidase activity. The record is from RefSeq and is a predicted model, not a curated record. The transcript is spliced from 5 exons. The coding region runs from base 1 to 1365 and encodes 454 amino acids. NCBI's taxonomy places the organism in Eukaryota, Fungi, Ascomycota, Eurotiomycetes, Eurotiales, Aspergillaceae.
AUGCAGGCUGCUGAGAAUGCAUGUAUUGCCUCGGCCGAGGUGCAGGAGGCUAUUCGUUUGCUGGAACUCCCCGAGGAGGCUGUCGUGUGUAUUGAGCCUUGGACGUAUGGAACAGAGGGAAUGAACGAUAUGUCGGAGCGAAUUAUCAUGUGUUACUUCUAUAUGCGUCUUGGGAACCAUGGUGAUGCGAACCAUUACGUGUAUCCACUAGAUAUAUGCGUGGAGGUGUCGGGCGAUCUCACGGUUAAAUGGAUUCUGUCACUACCUUUGGGUGAGCACGACAGGACUGGGCUUGUCAGUGAGGUCGGUGUCAAGCCGUUUGAUCGGAACAAGAUCCACCAUAACAGCGAAUAUCAUCCCGAUCUUCGGGAGGACUUGACGCUCCACGAUAUUACCUAUGAUGGCCGGAGCGUUUUCUACAGACUAUCCCGAACUGAGAUGUUUGUCCCCUAUGGCGACAGCCGUGCCCCAUAUCCGCGCAAGGCUGCUUUCGACCUUGGAUCGAACUUGGCCGGUGUGAAUUCAAAUAACCUCAAGCUGGGCCAUAUCAAAUACUUUGAUGGAUACCAUCACACCUCUGCCGGUGACCCGAACGUUCUACCGAAUGUAGUUUGCUGCCACGAAAUUGAUGACAGUAUAUUGUGGAAGCACACCAACUAUCGGACGCAGAAUGCCGUCGUGACAAGGUUGCGCGUCCUUGUGUUGCAGACGAUCAUCACAGUCGGGAAAUACGAGUACAUUUUCUGUACAUAUCUGCAUCUCACUCCACUCAAGAUGCGUGGGUCAACUACGAGGUCCGCGCAACAGGCAGUCUAUCUACGGCACCCAUCAACUUGGGCCAGACAGCGCCAUAAGGAACCAUCGGUGGGAUACACAACUGUGAACCACAUCGUUCAGUCCGAAAUGCAGCUGGAUCUUGACGUCGCCAGAGGACGAGUAUUCAAGAUCAUCAGCGAAAACGUCAAGAACCCAAUGUCCCGGGGACCAGAAGGCUACAAGCUUGUUCCGCACUACUCGCAAAUGGUAUUGGCGCACCCGUCAUCCUACCACUCCAAGCGCUCUGAAUUUGCCGAGCACGCUGUCCGGGUGACCAGAUACAGCGAUGAGGAGCGGUACAGCGCAGGCGAGCACACGAUGCAGUCACUGGGGAGAGAGGGUAUUGCCUCCUGGAUCCGAUCGCGACCGGCGCCAGUCAGCGUGCGCAACGAGGAUACUGUUAUCUGUCACACGUUCGGGACGACGCAUAACCCUCGCGUGGAGGACUGGCCCGUCAUGCUGGCGGAGAAAAUGACGGUCUCGAAACCGGUGAAACUUUUUCUGGAGGAACCCUGCAUUGGACGUACCCGUCAGCUCGCAGGAGGAUAA